UUGUUGCUUCAUACGCUCCCCGGAUCACCACCUGUACUAGUCUACAUGUUGGAUGUGUUCAUUUCUUCUUAUAUAGACAAGGAUUAUACGUAUACUUAGGAUGUUUUUCUAAAAGUGAACAUAGAGAAUCUUUUAUUUACACUUGAGGAAUAUAAGGUACAGGUAAAACAUUUUCCCGUGAAUGUGAGGCAUAGGCCUACAUCAGAUAAAACGAGCCGCCGUCAUACUGGAAUAUAAAGAAGAAACGUUUCCUCUUGGAUGUAGAGAAGACCUGUUGGAACAAGGAUGUUGCUGUGUAGGAAUCAGUGGCCGGCGCUGAUAAAAUAUCUCAGAAAAUAAACAAUGUUAUGCAACAUUUGAUGAAUGGGAAGGAAAUAAAUUUGUGAAAGGACUGGUUGUGUUGGUGACCACAAUGGUGCUGGUUGACUGCAAUACAAGCCCCACUAUCAAAGGCUCCAGCUCUGAUGGGGACUUAUCUUUGGCCAAUCAAACCCCGGGGCUGGGGUCACUUCCGGCUCGUACACGCGACAGUGGUGUUGGCGCUUCCACCUCGUCUGGUAUUGAAGGCGUGGGCCCGCCAUCAAACAGCUCGAGUUAUGACAAUGUGACUUCUUACAGUUCGUUGGCCUCAUUAACCAACGACAGCGUUGGAAAGAGACCCAAGAAACCGCCCGUACCUUUGCCCAAAAAUGCCAUGAGAAAGGCAAAGACGGUUAAUUUUAAAGAUGACGUGGACGUGGUAUUAACAGACGCCAACUGCAACAUGCAGACGGUCCAGGAGGAGCUGGCGACGGAUGAGCACGGGAUCAGACACCCGCCUACAAACACACCACAGCGUGAACCUGUACUAGCUCAGACUGUUACCGUGGAGAUUGAAACCAAAUUCCCAAACUCCUUUGUGGCGUCAAAACGUAAGCAAACCGUGCCGAGAUCACAGACCGAGACUUUGAUGAGUGCUCACGAGAUCCACCACUGUUCUGUGGGCUCCAACAUCUCAUCAGACUCCACUGGCUCCAGCUCUCUGGCCUCCGUGCUCAACGACUCUGUCGACGCCGUCACCUCGUUUCAAACCGCAGCCAGCGUGGAGACCAUCUCGGCGUUUCAGAGAGCCAACGGUCAGAACUUUCGGUCAUCGGUCAGCUCCACGUCGUCGUCGCUGUCUUCCCAGUCGUCCAGGUCGUCGAGUCAUGCCGUCACGGCGCCGCUCCUCGUUAAGACCAGCUCCAAGCCGGCCCACUCGCCCAUGAUGCUCUCGCCUUCCUCGUCGCUGUCGUCGUCAUCUUCCCACAACACUGUGCCCGCGGGGGAGGAGGAGACGCUGAAGGAGGUGCCCGAGUACGACGCGGUGGGCACGUCCUCGUGUGACAAGUGCUCUGAGGGCAAGUGUCGGACCGUGUACCUCCAUGUGCCAGAACUUCCUUUUGGCUGGGAGAAGGUGGAGGAUCCUCAUUAUGGCGUCUAUUACAUCGACCAUGUAAAUAGAAGAACACAGUAUGAAAACCCAGUACAGACGGCUAAAAAACAAACAGAUGAAGUGACCAACACAUACCCACGCCAGAAAAAACAAGCUGAAAGUGGCACCAAACGGUCAGCCAGUGAGAACAACAUGAACGGGCAACUCUAUUCUUCAGGUCGCCUGUUUUUUACCAAAAACCCAGAAGAGCUGAAAGGGGAGUUCACCAAGACAUCACUAGUAAAAUCUGUGAGGGGUCUGGGUUUUACUAUAGUGGGUGGCAACUACAGAGACACACAGUUUCUUCAGAUUAAAAAUGUUGUUGAAAAUGGACCUGCAUAUGUUAGUGGGAAACUUAAAACUGGUGAUGUAAUAGUUCGAGUCAAUAACACCUGUGUGUUGGGGUUUACACAUCAGGAUGUGGUGCGGCUGUUCCAAUCUAUCGCACCAGGGGAAACUGUUGAGCUCGAGACCUGCAGGGGCUACCCUUUGAACUUUGACCCCGAUGACCCAAACACAGAAAUUGUGACCACCGUGGCCGUCACCCUGCCCCAGGACGCGGGCACAUCUGCCACGCCCUCCAACUCCAACGGUUACCUGGACCAGCACAAGCAGUUGAAGUCUUUACCUGACCUGGCCAGGUCCGCAGGCACAGGCCUCAACUCCACCUCCAGUCUCUCCCCAUCCAACAGCCAAGAUGAGGGGGGCAUGCAUGGCAUCAUGAGCAACGAAGAUGGCAAUGCCAUCCCAGAUUUAGUUUCACUCUCCAUCAGCAAGCCGGAGAUAUUGACUAUCCCUAUUGUGAAAGGACCCAUGGGGUUUGGAUUUACAAUAGCAGACAGUCCGUAUGGCCAAAGAGUUAAGCAAAUUCUUGACCAAGGCAGGUGUAAAAAUUUAGCCGAGGGAGAUUUACUGCUGCAGAUAAACAAUGUGAUGGUCAGGGAGUUACCCCAUCAGAGGACUGUGCAGGUUUUAAAGGAGUGUAAGCAGGAUCAAGAGACAGCUGUUGUGGUACAAAGAGGGGGUAUACCACCUCCUGGUAAAGGCAAGAAGUUUAUCAAAAUGUCUCGAAGUUUUGAUGAGAGACAGCAACAACCAGACAGCAAUGGCCCAUCUUCCCCUGGCGCGUACUUCUUUAGAAAUCAAGAACAAAAUUUUAAUGAGCAAAUGGAGAAUGGCUUGGCCAACAACCAGGAUGAAGAAAUCCAAAAUGGAGACAUGUCUAAUGCUGAUUUGCCACCCCCAUCUCCAGAGGAGGGUGAUGAGGACCCAGACGAUGUUGAUGGCGGCAGAUCACAGAACAAAAAUUCCCCCCAAGAUGCCAACAGACCACAGAGGCCCAAGACCCCACUAGAUGGUGGUCGUUCUAAAACUCCCACAGUUAACAGCGGUCUGGGCAGCCCGCGGCCAGGCUACAUGGACAUGCAGCAGGGGAGAAGAGACUAUCAGGACAUCAACAAAUUUAGCAACCAUUCCCGUGCUGAUGUGGAUGGGAGUAACAUUGGCAGGCCUCCACCUGCACCAAACAGGCCAGAGUUUUUCCCUCGUUAUGACUCAAGGGUCAGAGGAACUGAUCCCCGGGAUCCAUUCCUUAGAUCGUAUGGAUCUUCAGUCGCCCCAUCCAUGCAGAACAACACCAAUGGGGAUGACAAAUGGGCUGGUCGAGAUGUCAAGCCUGGCCAGUUCCGAAGCAGAACACCCGGCCCAGAAAUGAUGGCUAGAGGUGGCCCAGGGCCAGACUACACGAGCCGGCCUGAAGUACAUCGGCCAAAAACUCCCACAGCAGCAGACAUGCGCAACAAACCUCCCAUGUCCAGCCACUCGUACGGAGCGGGGGAUUUUAGAACUAGUGGGCGCUACACACCCAACCCAUCCUCAGAGCUAGGUCGCCAGUACAGAUCACCCUACCAAGAAUACGCUCGCAACUGGCCAGAUUUUUCCUCCCCCCCUACACAGCGGCGCUUUGAAGCUUUUGAAAACUCUUCCCUCAACAGAAGCUAUGCGGGUGAAUUUGCAAGGCCCUCCCCAUUUCAAAGCUCCAUAGGACCAGGGAGGCCCAUGCGACAAAGUACCUCUUUUGAAAGUGAGAACCCAGCGCCCAGCAGCAUUACCAGGGUGCCAAGAAAGCCACCCCCCCACCCAGCAUUCCAAGCCAGAUCACAGGGUGGGGGUAUACCUGAAGAAGGGCAGGUCAUUGAGAUGGCUGUCACUUUACAUAGACAAGAAAGCGGCUAUGGAUUUCGUAUCAUUGGUGGGACUGAAGAGGGUUCUCAGGUAUCUGUGGGCCACAUUGUCCCGGGGGGAGCUGCUGAUGUUGACGGCAGGCUCAGGCAGUUUGAUGAGAUCACUCAUGUAGAUGGGAACAGUGUCCUCAACGCCUCUCACCAUAGAGUCGUUCAGCUCAUGACCAACGCUGCCCUCAAUGGCAGAGUAACAUUGUCUAUUAGAAGGGUAUUAGGACCAGAUCUAGGCAAUGGCCCCCAGUACCCUUAUGAUGUUGUCGUGUCCCGCCGAGAGAAUGAAGGCUUUGGAUUUGUCAUAAUUUCAUCAGUCAACAAGGGAGCCAGUGUGGAUGAGUUUAUUGAUGGCAGUGAUAUUCAUUCGGCCCAGGCAGUUGUCUGCCCCUGGAUCGGUCACAUCCAGGAGAACAGCCCUGCAGCCAGGUGUGGCAGACUUCACAUUGGGGACAGGAUCCUGGCGGUCAAUGGGGUGGACACUUCAAACAUGCACCAUAAGGAUGUGGUCAGUCUUAUUAAAGAGUCAGGGUUUUCUGUUGCUUUGACCAUUGGACCACCACCUGAUGACAACUCAAGUACUACAUCCUACAGGCAGAGUUCAGCUGGCUCCUCAGGAAAUCCCCCUCCCUUAUACUCAGUUGACAGACCUGACAUGAACAUUCAAUCUUGGGAGAGGAACCAGCCAGGUAUGGGAAGAGACAGGCCCAGAACUCCCAGUAAUCAGGGGUCAGAUGACAGUGGGGAAAUCUACCAGGUGGAGUUACAUCGUGGCUCUCGUGGCUUUGGUUUCUCCAUCAGAGGAGGCAGAGAGUUCAAUGCCAUGCCACUGUUUGUGUUGAGGAUAGCAGAGGACGGAGCAGCAGAUCUUGACGGAAGGUUAAAGGUCGGGGAUCAAAUUCUGGAGAUUAAUUCAUUCAAUACUGACAGCAUGACUCACACUGAAGCUAUUGAUAUUAUACAAAAUGGUGGCCCUACGGUCAGGCUGCUAAUGAGACGAACAAACAAGCCUCCUCCAAUUUUCGAUGGUCCGCCAUCCUCACCUGGAGGUCUCUCACCAGGUAACAUGUUCACCCCCAACAUCCCACCCCUGGCUAACGGACCCAUCAGCCACAGCUCCCCCCACAUGGCCAGACGACAGCAGACACUCCCACCCCCUCCCCCAGACCUUCCGCACCCCAAUGAAUUUUUUCACAACUACCCACCACUUCCACCACCAUCUCAACAGCAUCUGAGGUUCAACAACUACUGAAGAGUUCUUUUAGUGGGUCAACCAGAAUUUUCAACUACUGAAGAGCUCCUAUAGGGGCCAACCUAAAUCUUCCACUACUGAAGAGCUCCUAUAGUGUCAACACUACAGAUAUCAACAUUGGACUUUCUUCAUACCCUCAUUGAUUUUAUUGAAAUAGUUUUCUAGAGCUGCAGUAGUGGCCUCCAUGCUAAGCUUAUGUGUUGAUUUGUUGAAGAUCUAGUGCCUAUUAGAGUCAAGUAUCUGUUGUCCCAAGUUAUUUAUUCAAUAUUUCCUUCUGUUUAUAUAUACAUAUACUUAACUGCAAAUAUUUGCUGUACCAGAUGGUGGGUGCAUAUUGAUUCCACUUAAUUGGGACACCUGUUAAUUGGGGCAGCCGUCUAUUUGGGUCAACUUUGUUAGGAACAAAUCCAGACAUUGCAUUUUUUUUUCUAUGCAUAUUAGUGCCAACUGCCUUAUUGGGGCCAAACUAAUCUGUCAGUGUGCCCUGAUCAAGUGGAAUAGACUGUACCUAGUAUUUGAAUUUAGCUAAAUUAAACUUUCAGUUGUAAAAUGACCAUGUUGUGUAUAUAUAAUGUACACAAGAGCAUCUUGUACCCAGAAUGUACACAUAUUGAUGCUGUACAUAUAGAAUGUAAAAUACAUAAAGUAUACAAUUAUCCUAUGCAUUUUUUGCCAACUUUUGUCAAAAGUGGAGUUACUAAAACUUUCAUGCGGUAGAUUUUUGUAAUUAUCUUGCUAUUUUUCAAGCAUAUAUAAAUUCUUGAAAUUCCUAAAUCAGUUGCAGAUAUUUAAAGAUAUUUUUUGUUUUUUUUUCACCUUUGUGACCAAAUUUUUGUAUUCCCUGUUCAUCAUUGUGACCAACUGACCUUAUAAGCUGCAUUUGUUGCAAGCUUAUGGAUUUUUAAAACAGUGAAUGUACCAGAGCUAGGACAUUUUGGCCUGGCCCUGUGAAUGGUUAGACAAAGCCAACUUACUUCAUAGAAGAGUAUCAUAGUGUGUAAAUAAUUCCAGUGUGGUGCAAGCAGGGAGGGAGGACAUCAAGAGAUGAUGUAGUGAACAUUUAGUGACUGACACAAAGACUUUUUUUCCUCAAACAUUGUGAGUUGAAACAGAUGGUGGUCUCCAUGUUCUAGAAAGAUGAUAGACUUUAUAAGCAGUGAGUUCAUCGCUUGUGACAGACAAAUGAUCAAACUAUGCAUGACUUUAUUUCACUGUGUAUUUUCUGUGAUAGUUUUGUCUCCUACUGCCUUCCAUCUUGAAAUGAGUGAAUCAAAAUAUGUAAAGAUUGUUGAAAUCCCUUUCCUUUUGAUUUCAUAGAGUGGACAGAUUGACCUGUCUUAACUAACCAGACAUAAUCUAUUGUUUUUUUGUAUUUUGUAUAUUAUUUCUUUGUGACCAAAUGCUUUUUUUACAACUUAAGUCAUUCUUGACAGAGUUUUAUUCUUGCUUUAUAGAAAAAGGAAUUGAAUAAUCAGUUCAACACACACAGAUGCUUUUAGGAAGGAAUGUAUUAAGGAGUUUCUUCUUGAUUAAUAAACCUAUAUAUAUUUCAACAACUAAAAAAAAAAUUCACCUGCUUUUCAGCAAUGAAAGAAAUAGUUGUUUUCACCACAUUUUCCUGCUUCUUUCAUUAACGUAUAUCUUUUUCCUGGACUUUAAACUGUUCUCUAGCACUAGAUUUUUUUUUAAUUCUCAAAAAAAUGUAAAAAAAAAAACUCCUUAGAAAAAAUGUUUUGCGCUGACAUAAGAGUACAAAGUGUUUAUAGCAUUUAAUGAGUACACUGUUAACUUGCCAAACAUGUAGUGCACUCUUUAUUUUUCCUCACAAAUAGUUUUGGUCAUUUAAAUUAUAUAAUCAAUUUUUUAUUUUUUAAAUGUGGUAAUCAGGCUGUAUGCAAUACUUAAACUUGUACUUUAAUUUUACUUUAGAUAUAACUUGCCAUUUAGCAGCCUACUCAGUCAUGUUACACAGCAUUAAUUGCAACUUACUCUAGUGGGCUUUUUUCUUUCUGUUAAUUUAUCAUCCAAGAAAACUUGUGCUAUCUUUUAUGGGUUUUGAGUUUGUUUUUAUAAAAUUUCUCAGCAAUGUUAUGUGGUUUAAAAUAUUUUAACCAAGUGAACUGUUACAAAAUCAUUGGCUAAAAUGUCAUUUUUUAAUCUUCCCAUCCACAAAUAUUUAGCCUGGUGAGAGUUUUUGGUUUUAGAUGUUUGAUUUACUGUGUACAGCCCAGCAUUUAACAAAAUAUUCUUUAUUUUUGAAAACAGUUUUAUAUAAUAAAACUGUCAACAUUGUGAAAUUAAAAUGAGGUUGUGUUUUAGACAAUGAGUGACAUUUCUUUUGACCGUCAUUUUAUUUAAAACAAAUUUUAAUCACUUUAUCUUAUGGGUUGUGAAUCAAAAAAUUAUUUUCUAGCCAUGGUUUUCAACACUAGUGACAUCCAUGGGUGUGUCAGUUGUAAAUUAAUUUAACUUAAAUUGGCAGUGUACUUAAUUAUUUUAUUGGCUGCAGCCGCAACUAAUUAUUUGAAAAAGCUGGUCUUUAACAUCCGACUGCUGUUCUUGUGGUGGAGCUUUGUGAUGCCAUCAUUUACAUAUUAACACUUCAAUCUGUAUAUAUUAUCAUUUGUAAUUGGAAGGCUUGAAUGUCUUGUUUUAAUUGUGUCUGCAUGCUCAAAUGUUAGAAGAUACAUCUGUAAGUUGUACAUUCAGUUCUAAUCAUUUGUCUAUAGACCUACCCCCCACACAGUUGACACAGCUUGUAAAUAGUCAUUUACACCAUUAAACAAUAAAUCAAUAUAUGAUGUACACAAA
Molecule: messenger RNA, 7750 nt
Organism: Physella acuta
Lineage: Eukaryota; Metazoa; Mollusca; Gastropoda; Physidae
Product: membrane-associated guanylate kinase, WW and PDZ domain-containing protein 3
Biological process (GO): signal transduction
Cellular component (GO): cytoplasm
Molecular function (GO): protein binding
Source: RefSeq, a predicted model, not a curated record